This is a messenger RNA of Diachasma alloeum, 1290 nucleotides long. RefSeq lists its product as uncharacterized. The record is from RefSeq and is a predicted model, not a curated record. The transcript has a single exon. The coding region runs from base 1 to 1290 and encodes 429 amino acids. NCBI's taxonomy places the organism in Eukaryota, Metazoa, Arthropoda, Insecta, Hymenoptera, Braconidae.
AUGGCGCUAUCGAUGGAAGAAAAAACGCGAAUUAAUUAUCUCCAACAAAGAAUCAGGUUUUUUUCCAAUCAAGUUCUUAAAGUUAAGCAAUAUCUUGAGAGUACAACAGUUGAUUCCAUCAAUGCAAAGUUGCGAUUUACCAAUUUGGCCACAAUUUACGAAACUUCUCAAAAGCACAAUGACGAAUUACUAUGCAUUCAACCCGAUGAUCCUCAAAUCAACGUUUUCUUGGAGGCUGAAUCCCAAUAUUAUGAAGUAGGAAGCGCGGUUACAAAGUUACAGCAGGUCGAGCCUUUAAUGAACUCAACAAUGAACCCCAAUAACAUUACAAUUACAGAAAGACAAGACUUACCAAAACUCCCAGAAAUCAAAUUGCCGACAUUUGAAGGGAAACGUGAGAAUUGGUCCAUUUAUAAAAAUAAAUUCAUAUCUCUGGUUCAUUCUCGAACCGACAUCAGUGAUACAGUGAAAUGUAGUCACCUAUUCAAUUCUCUCACCGAUCAAGCAGCGGCUAAAAUCAGUCAAUACGAGACUAGCGGCAAAGAUUACGCAAAGGCGUGGAAGGAUCUUUUGGAUUUCUAUGAUCACAAACGAAUUGUGGCCGUAGAACAUCUUAAUGCCAUCCUUGAUCUUCCCAAACUUAACAAAGCGUCCGUCGAUGAGUUGUCCGGUCUUUUAGACACAGCUCUCCAACAUCUGCACAUUUUAGAGGGUCUCGGGGCCAAGUCCGGGGAAGACUUUGUUGUCCGCAUCAUCGAGCGUUGCCUUCCUCCAUCGGUCCGAAAUAAAUGGCAGGAUAAGCUCGAGAUGGACGAGCUUCCCAAAUUGGAUAAUCUUAUUAAAUUCAUUCGGUUAGCUAUUUUUAAACAACAAGCGCAAGACACGGUAACACCUAAUACCAAUCCUAAUCUAAAGAAGAAACGAGGGGAGAGUCCUUCUCACGCUGCAAAUAAGAAGUUCAAAGUCACUUCCACCACAUUUGCCACAACAACAACCCCUGAUUCGUCACGAUCUUGGGCAACUCCGGUAGGUUGUCCCAAAUGUAAGGAAACUCAUCGUUUGUUUAAAUGCCCGAACUUUAAUCAACUCGGAAUUCAAGAGCGUUGGAAUUUUAUCAAGAGUAUCAAGGCGUGCAAAAACUGUUUAUGGGUUCACAAAUUUCCGUGCACGAGUGAACAACGUUGCAAGAAAUGCAAUCUUAAUCAUCACACCUUAUUGCACAAUGAGAAGGGCUCUCAAGUCAAAGCCGUUGAUAAUGCACCCUCAAAGUCGAUUAAUCCUCCAUUGUGA